Messenger RNA from Ceutorhynchus assimilis (cabbage seed weevil), 2741 nucleotides. NCBI's taxonomy places the organism in Eukaryota, Metazoa, Arthropoda, Insecta, Coleoptera, Curculionidae. The record is from the annotation of a GenBank genome assembly.
UGGGGAGUUGUUUUGGGUUAUGUGUAUGAUGAUUGUAAUUUUCCAAAAUAUGCCACGUAUUUUUCAAUAAAUAAACCGGAAAAAUGGGAAAUUCGGGAAGUGUAGAUAUUCCUGGAGGAGGCACCGAUGGAUAUCACGUUCUCAGGGUUCAAGAAAACUCUCCAGGUGCUAAAGCAGGUUUCCAACCAUUUUUCGACUUUAUUAUAGCAAUAAAUGGCAUACGCCUUGAUAAAGAAGAUGGAACACUGAAAGAUAUAUUAAAAACUGGAAUGGGAAAAUCUCUGCCAGUAACUCUUUAUAGUUGCAAAAGUCAAGGUGUCAGAAGCGUUACAGUAGAACCAAGCGAUUCUUGGGGUGGCCAAGGUCUUUUAGGAAUUAGUAUCAAAUUUUGUUCUUUUGAAGCCGCCAAAGACAAUGUUUGGCAUAUAUUGGAAGUACAUCCGAAUUCUCCAGCCGACUUAGCGGGUCUUAAGCCAUUUUCUGACUACAUUAUUGGAUCAGAUUCAAUUAUGCAUGAAAGUGAGGACCUUUACAAUCUCAUUGAAAACCACGAUGGAAAUCCUUUAAAACUAUACGUUUACAAUUGUGACACAGAUACUUGUAGAGAAGUUACUAUCACUCCAAAUUCGAGAUGGGGAGGAGAAGGAUUAGUAGGAUGCGGGAUUGGCUAUGGAUAUCUUCAUCGAAUUCCUGUUCGUGCUCAUCCACCUUCAGAGACUCAAAAUACCACAUACGGGCCACCAGCGAAUAUACCUUCCCAGCAAAGUCAUGUGAAUGUAGCAACAACACCAGUAGCAACAUCAUCUAGUGCUCCAGUUAUAAGUAGUACAGUAAGCGCCCCACAAGAUAUUUCAAAUUUAAUACAAAAUACUGCUGGAUUGAAUCUAGGAGCACCCGCUACCACUCCAACCAGUCCUUUGACAAGUACUCCACAUUUUGUUGGAGUUUCAAAUGUAGUUCCCCCAACUUCGUUGCCUCAGUUCACUCCAAGUGUGAUCCCUAUAAGUCAACCUGCGCCUGAAACUCCAAAAUCUUAUCCCAGUCCAGCAUGUAAACUUCCCCAAAUCCCAGCUCCUCAAAUUCCAACUUCUCAAUUGUCCCAAGAUGCUACUCCUCAACCUCUCCAAAUUGCAACUCCUCAAAUUCCAAAAAGUCAGCUCACAAGCGCCAGUAAUUUACCAAAUGCCCCUCCUCUUAGCCAAUAUACUGCUCCGCCAGUAUCAAUACCCCAAUUCCCAACACUUCCCCAAAUUCCAAUGUACAAUCCAAGCAGUUUUCAACCGAAUUUGGCUCAAUUUAGCUACGGGCAACCUCAAAGUACAACAACACCAAGUCAAACGACUUAUGCACAAGGCGAAACAGUGAAUUUAAGUUACCCACCAGUUAAUUAUCCAGCAGUAUCUGUUCCACAAACUUUUUCAGUUCCCUUACAACCCACACAGUUAAUUUAUGACCCGACUAUUGCUGCUAGAUCUGCGCAGCAACUUUUAAGUGGUAAUUUAGGGAAUGUGCCUCAAGGAAGUUAAAGACAGUUUGAAGAUUUUGAUUAUUUGUUUUUUUUUUUUUUUUUAGUUAGGGCUUAAAUAUCUGUUUACAUUUUCAUUUAAAUAAAUUCCAAAUUAUGGAAUGAGCAGUUAUAUUCACUAUUUAUGCAGCAUGGCACAUAAGUAUUACAAUAAAUUUAAUAUGAACUAGGUAUGUUACAUAGUUUAUAGUAAAUUGAAAGUAAAACUCUCAAGAAAAGUAAUUAAGUUUUAAAACUUAUUCUGAUUCAAUCAUAGAAAAACAUCUUAUUUUCAUUGGCAUUUCAUAGUUCUAUGCCUUUUUACCUAAUUCUUACAAAAUAUUGAAGCUAUAGGUAAAGCAGUAUUUGAGAAUUUUUGUAUUUAAAUGUUUUUCCAAAUACAAGCCUAUCGCCUAGGCAGUAGUCCUACUUACCAGUCACAUAAUAGAAAAUAAGGACUCUGUACAUACAUACUUGUUUAUUUUAAUUUUUAUGAGGUCUUUUCCUAAUUUUAACUUUAAAAUUUUAAAUUUUGAGGUAAAUAGGGUAUGGGAACAAAUUUUAAAAAUUUAUUAUGGUUUUCUAUAAUUACUGCAUACAAUUACAAUUCAUUAACUAAGUUCAAUGUGUGGCUUGAACAUGAAUGAUUUUUUUUGUUGUACUAUAACAUUGUAUUUGUAUUUAUUUGAAAAUAUUAAUUGAAAUAUAAAAUAUUAUCUAUAUUAUCACUGUUCAGGGGUUUUAUUUUCUUUCAAAUUUUCAGUGUUAAAAAAAUAUUGUAUUAUUCCUUCCACAUUGUGAAAUGUCAGGAUACUAACUAUAUGCUGUUAAAAAUGUAUAUCCCAACCAGAAGUUUCAUCAGGUGGAAAGUCCUUAUCCUGCUUGAAGAAAUCAAAAUUACUUGUAUCUAUAGCAUCUUUCAAUUUUGGUUUGAAGGAGGAUGGCAUUGACAAAUGUUGGAAUUUUUGCCAAUCAAAACCUAAAAUUUGUUGUUAAUUGUGAUGUCCAAAGAUUCAAACUAGGUUUCUUACCUUGGUACCAUUUAUGAGCUUUAAUAUCCCUGGUUCCUCCUCUCUGCAUUCCCAACCUUUCUGCUGGCACUGGCCUACAUAAUUUCUCGAUCAUAUUUCUGGCCUUUGGAUUCAUAUAAGUUGGAAAAUUUACAUUGUCAAUGCCAUUCAAUAUCUUAUUAUAAGUUCUCAUGUGACUGCUAUCGCCUGUACGGAAUGGUGUUCUU